Messenger RNA from Amblyraja radiata (thorny skate), 1413 nucleotides. It is a transcript of the gene cnep1r1, whose product is annotated as CTD nuclear envelope phosphatase 1 regulatory subunit 1. Lineage: Eukaryota; Metazoa; Chordata; Chondrichthyes; Rajiformes; Rajidae. Bases 63 to 452 code for a protein of 129 amino acids. The record is from RefSeq and is a predicted model, not a curated record. Gene Ontology annotation, cellular component: cytoplasm; Nem1-Spo7 phosphatase complex. The transcript has 6 exons.
CUGUCCGGGCGGGAGGAGGACGGUGGUGGCGGUGGCGGGCGGGCGGCGCCAUCAUCAUCAUCAUGAUGAACUCCCUGGAGCAGGCGGAGGGUGAGCCAGACCUCAAGGCUUUCGAGCGGCGGCUGACCGAGUACAUCUCCUGCCUGCAGCCGGCAACCGGGCGGUGGCGAAUGAUUCUUAUUGUGGUUUCUGUAUGUACUGCCACAGGUGCUUGGAACUGGUUAAUAGAUCCUGAAACACAAAAGGUAUCUUUUUUCACAUCACUAUGGAAUCAUCCAUUCUUCACAAUCAGCUGUAUAACUCUUAUCGGUUUAUUUUUUGCUGGAAUACAUAAAAGAGUAGUUGCACCCUCAAUCAUUGCUGCAAGAUGUCGAACUAUUUUAGCAGAAUACAAUAUGUCUUGUGAUGAUACUGGGAAACUAAUAUUAAAGCCCAGGCCUCAUGUCCAAUGACGUUCUCCAAGCCAGUGGUUCAGUGAAUUCAUGAAAAGGUGAAAGUGGCCGUGAAUAAACAAGUCCAUUGAUGCAGCACUCCUAGGGUCAACAUCAACAUUUCAGCCUCGUAAAGUUCCCGAGAACAGGAAAAUUCUCAGCCACAUGGGGGGAUUUUAUGAAACUAGCAAUGCAGCUGGCACAUAGUUUUAGGUCAGUUGCAAAAUAUGAUUUGGAAAGUAUUUAAAUCUUGCUCAGUCACUUUAAUUUAUUAAAAUGUUACGGAUUCUUGUAUUGUUUAAAAGUUGAAUUGCUCAUUUUAUUACUGACAUGCUUUUGUAACUAUUUCGUGAAAUGUUCAUACAAUUAAUAUCAAGGAUUUAAAAGCUACAAGCUGUUCUCGUGGAGAAUUGAGCUGGACUGUAUCAGGAAUUAUUUCAACAUGAUUGUUAAACUAUUGUUGCCUGCUUUUUACUCUUCCAGUCUGUUGUUUUUGCUCUGCGGAUCUUUUUUGAAUAUAGGUUAUGAGAAUAUUACCUUUAUUGUUUAUCAUUACUAUGUGUUAUGAAACCUCUGUCACUUAUCCCACUUAGACUGGAUGCAAGAUACAAUGGAUUGCCUGUGCUUUUGGGUGGGAUCCUGAAUACUUUGAUCUGCCAAAUUGUGUAAUAUUUUAUUCAUAGGAAGAUACUGAUUUGUUUUGCAGACUGUUGCAUAUAUAGAUUCACAUUUUACUGAAUUAUGCUAAAUUGUAUAGAACAGGUAGAAAUUAACUUUUUUUUUCUCCAAAUCUUGCAGUUGUUUUUCUUCUCUUGCAUUGCUAAUCUAGAAUGUGUUGUGGGUUCUUGAUUUCCCACUUUGUAUUUUAAUAACAUGAAAACUUAAUUUUUUUAAAUUUUAAAAGCAUCAUGACUUUGUAAAAAAAAUGUGGCCACAUGAAUUUUGUAGGCCUAUGUACAGAGCAAUAAACAAUUUAUAUGGA